UAAAUGGGCGGGGCAGACAGAGGACUAUAAUCAUGAGCCUCUUGUAGGAUGUGCCUGGUGUCUUGAUGUGAGAAGCACCCCCAUCUGACUGUGCAGGAAUACACAAUGGACGCCAUGGUGAUAAUAGCACUGGCUGUGGUCAUAGUGAGCACUUUAUUAUUCAUGAUUAAAUCAAUGGGAACACAAGAAAAGAAGGAACCGGUCACCCUCCUGGAUCCUAACACCAAGUAUCCUCUUCCUCUUAUUGAAAAACAGGAAAUCAGUCAUGACACCAAGAAAUUCCGAUUUGGUCUACCAUCAUCGGAGCACAUUUUGGGACUUCCUAUAGGACAGCACAUCUACCUCUCAGCUAAAGUCAAUGGCAGCUUGGUGGUUCGGGCGUACACCCCGGUGUCCAGUGAUGAGGUGAAAGGUCACGUUGAUCUGGUUGUAAAGGUUUAUUACAAAAACGUGAACCCCAAAUUUCCAGAUGGAGGAAAAAUGUCCCAGUACUUGGACAACUUAAAAAUAGGGGACACUAUUGACUUCCGGGGGCCUAAUGGUCUUCUAGUCUACAAAGGAAAAGGUAAAUUUGCCAUCCGACCGGACAAAAAGUCUGAACCUCAACUAAAGACCACAAAACACAUUGGGAUGUUGGCUGGGGGGACUGGUAUCACUCCAAUGCUGCAGCUGAUCCGUCACAUUACUCAGGAUCCUAACGAUGACACAAAAUGUUAUCUUAUCUUUGCUAAUCAGACUGAAGAGGACAUUCUGUUGCGUGCAGAACUGGAGGCUGCAGCCAAGAGUCACCCGGAUCAGUUUAAGCUGUGGUACACUCUGGACCGGACUCCUCAAGGCUGGAAGUACGGCUCUGGCUUUGUCACGGCAGAUAUGAUUAAGAAGCACUUGCCUUCUCCUUCUGAUAACCCACUUGUGCUAAUGUGUGGACCCCCUCCCAUGAUCCAGUUUGCCUGUCAGGACAACCUGACCAAGCUUGGCUACCCUGAAGACAGAAGGUUCGCCUACUAAAAACUCAACAAACCACUGGUGCUACUGUGCCAAACAACCCGAAUGCUGGCAACUGAGAAUAUUAAUGAUACCUCAAAUUUGGCAGAUAGCCACGUGUUGAUCUAAGGCCAACUCCAUCCAAAGCUGAUAGUUUCCCCUCACAACAAGCCAGAUUAAAGAGGUCGCCUUGUCA
Rana temporaria (common frog) is the source of this 1180-nucleotide messenger RNA. RefSeq names its product NADH-cytochrome b5 reductase 2. The coding region runs from base 106 to 1008 and encodes 300 amino acids. The record is from RefSeq and is a predicted model, not a curated record. Gene Ontology annotation, molecular function: oxidoreductase activity; FAD binding. Lineage: Eukaryota; Metazoa; Chordata; Amphibia; Anura; Ranidae. Gene Ontology annotation, cellular component: mitochondrion. The transcript has 9 exons.